This is a messenger RNA of Sinocyclocheilus anshuiensis, 1886 nucleotides long. RefSeq names its product fibroblast growth factor 6-like. The record is from RefSeq and is a predicted model, not a curated record. Bases 96 to 653 code for a protein of 185 amino acids. Lineage: Eukaryota; Metazoa; Chordata; Actinopteri; Cypriniformes; Cyprinidae. The transcript has 3 exons. Gene Ontology annotation, molecular function: growth factor activity.
AAAAAUAAGCCCCUGCCACCAUGCCGAAAGAAGAAAAACAAGAGUGGUAUUUUUAGGGGCAUUAAUUUUGACCACGUGCCCCGAGGGUAAACCGGAUGGCCACUGCGCAAAGGUUCCUCAUCAGUAUGUGCGAGAGCAGCGGGCGCUGGACGUGGACUGCGGUUGUUCUGCUGGGCUUUCUGCUUGGGGUCGUGUCCUCCUACCCCACCUUGAACAGGAUUAAUGCAACUUCACUGGAGAAAAGGUGGGAGACGCUCUUCUCGCGCUCCGUUUUGGGGAUCUCGGUGGAGAAAUCGGACCUGAACUGGGAGAGUGACUAUUUGCUGGGCAUUAAGAGAGUGCGGAGGCUGUACUGCAACUCUGUUCAAUCAGGUCUAAUAGAAAUCUCAGCGGUAGAGAGAGGAGUGGUUAGUCUAUACGGAGUGAAAAGCAAGCUGUUUGUCGCAAUGAGCAGCCGCGGAAGGUUAUACGGAACGAGGGCCUUCCGUGACGAGUGCAAGUUCAAGGAGACACUGCUGCCCAACAAUUACAACGCAUACGAGUCUUCCAUUUACAAGGGCUUUUAUAUCGCCCUCAGCAAACAUGGCCGCUUGAAGCGAGGCUACAAGGCUUCCCCAGCAAUGACUGUCACACAUUUCCUCCCACGUUUAUGAGCAAACCUGGCAAUAACACAAUAAUUUGCACAUGUUGGAUGUUCUCGUAGGUAACCCAAACAUGCUAAGAGGUGAACUGCAAAGAACUAAAAUAACACUUAUGGUAUUUAUUCUCGUUAAAAUAAUAAUAAUAAUAAUAAUAUAUGUAUAUUUCGGUAGCUUACUUUGUGUCUGAACUUUGUGUACAUGCCAUUCUUUGCUGCUUAUGAUUUCUAUUAUGAAUAUUAUCGAGGAGCUUUUUUUGCCCUCUCACUUUUUUAUGGGUGCUUGCCAUAACUGGUGUAAACCUUACCCGGCACUGGACUAACAUCCUCAGCUUUUAGAAGUGAAAUGGAUACUUUUUAUUACCUCAAAGAGCCACGUCCGCAUUGAAAAAAGUUAUGGAGGGAAAAAUAAAUAUCAGUUUACUCUGAUCUUCAUCUGUUCCACCAUUUUUCUAGGGAGAUGAAAGCACUUAUUUUUCAUGAUUAGGUGGUGCCUUAGCCUCUGCUAUUUUGCCUCCUUUUAUGCAUGCAUGCAAGUAAGAGGUUUUUGUUCCAUGUUUAGAUCAACAACUAAAUAGUUGACAUUAAAAACCGAUUGCAUGCAUCCUUAUUGGGGGUUAAACUCAGAGAGGGCUAUUUUACGCCUCAUGCAAGCUCAGAAUUUGACUGAAAGUCUGUGGACUGCUAGUCCUGAAAGGUUUGGGUGCUUCCAUUUGAAUGAAUACUGAUCAAGCUUGUGAAAUGCAUAGAAUUGCAUUAAUCUUGAAUUAUGUGGCACCAUUAUACGAUAGCAUAGCUGUUGCUAAGUGAUAAGAAAACCGCUCAUUUUACUUAUCAGAUUACUGAUUACUGAUCAGAUUGAUACUAGUCAGUGGUGUCUAUGUUUUACCUAUACUGUCAGUGAUCUCCAGUGAGGGCUCAUUCACCAACAUGUUGACUGCAUACUUGAACUCCACCUCAAAAAGUCUUUGGAAUGUAAAAACCAAUACAACUGUCUUAAUCUGUUUGAGAUAACAUAAUUUGCUCAUUACUUUGUUUGAAUACCAAGCAUAGACCCGAACACCUGUGCACACUCUUAAAUUCCCAAAUCAAUUGACUUUAUCUAGAGAAUUUGGUUCAAGUCGCACUUGAAAUUGAGUUGAACUUUGGCAUUUGUAGGCAUUCCCCUUCCCUGCCCCACUUUUUCUAGUUCUAGAAUUACAGAAAUAGUUCACCCCAAAAUGAACAUUUGCUGAAAAUGUACUCACCC